Dreissena polymorpha is the source of this 1134-nucleotide messenger RNA. RefSeq lists its product as uncharacterized. NCBI's taxonomy places the organism in Eukaryota, Metazoa, Mollusca, Bivalvia, Myida, Dreissenidae. The transcript has 5 exons. The record is from RefSeq and is a predicted model, not a curated record. The coding region runs from base 90 to 1121 and encodes 343 amino acids.
UCCUAUAAACGAAAAAAAAACCGGAAAGUGUCCUUCUAGAUUAGUCUGUGCAGUUACCAUAGGCUAAUCUGGGACGACACUUUACGCACAUGCACCGAGCCCAGUCAUCCCACAACGAGGUUCGAAUGUAUGUUUCAGAGAUAGAACCUUUUGAGCUAUGUGACAGAGAGGCCGUCAAAAUUGUCAUGGCAAACGUUUAUCGUCUCGAUGACGACCGUAUUAUGACCACGGGAAAAGGCGACAACUAUGACUUCCGAGUUUCGACACCCUGCACUGGAGCGCCGAUGGAACGUUUUUCUACACAACCAGCGAUUACUUCUGGAAACACAAGGCUCCUGACGUCAUCACGUGGACUAUUUACCAUGGAAACCAACCCACAUCGACGCCUGGGGCUAAACGCAGUCUUCCCUUAUAUUCAGCCAAAGAGGCGCCGGCUUCGAGCCGCAUUGCACUCCCAUGGACUAGUGUUAAACCUUUUCAUCGAGGAGCGAUGCAAAGGCCCGGUCUUGUCUGUGCUGUCCAAAUAUCUACUGGACAUUGUGAUAACUGACAAGAUCUUGGUCUUUGGGAAAGAGGCAGUAAAUCCCACCAACGUAUCAUACAUCUUGCGCGGAAACAUACCAGGGUUGAUUCUAGUAACAGGUGAUAGACUUAGAGACGUCGAGCUUUACGUCGGGUUAUCGGAGGCCGGCGUUCAAUCUCGUGAAGGGUUUCACCCUGGAGAGGUCGGCGUUUCAUACACGUUUGAGCUAGCUACACCGGUGUACGGACAGUGGGUACGGAUUACGCUUAGCACUCCUAACGAUGUACUCACUCUGUGCGAGGUUAAGGUGGAAGGUGCUCCGUACUCUGCAGCCAAUGGCACACGUUAUUCGGUUUUCCAAAGAUAUGUUCACACUGGCACUGCAAUCGACGUUUCCGCGAAGGUCCUGUCAAAUCUCUGCGCAUCAAGCUGUUCCAAAACAGAGAACUGCAUCAGUGCCCACUACAACAAAGCGACCUUGACCUGCAGCCUGUUCGAUUUCUUGGCAUUCCAUCAAAGAGAUGUCGAAAAUGACAUCACUGUUGUCAACAGUAUUGCCAUAACAGAGAAUUCAAGGACAAAGUUGUUCGGGACAUAAACCGUCAAUUUUU